GGGCGAGGGCUGAGGGGGAGACUUCAAAAUUGGCGUCUGGGGCUGCAGGGUGUCGCGGGAGGAAGAGGCUGGGGCGCACUGAGGAAAGCCUGUGGGUGGCUGCCGCUGCUGCGGACUACGUUCGGAGCCCGCCGGGGGCCGGCAGGGUGGAGCUGGUAGCCUGCCGUCGCGUCUCCUCGGCAGGGAGGCUGGGGUACUGCUCUGCGCAAGCUGGCAGCCACCGGCGCUCGACAGUGUGAGAAGGGGUCGGUGCCGGGGGAAAAGGGCCAUGCUGCUGGUUGGCAUCCGAGAAUUUACCGAGAGUAGCCCCCGAGAAGGGUUGAGAGUGAGGAGGUGAGCUCUCACGUCGCUCUCACGUCCUUCCGCGGCCGGGGCGGGGAUGCUGGAUGCAGGGUCAGGCCCGGCCUUUUCCGCGCCCCCCGGCGCAGGGACUCUUACUGCGGCGGGGAGGCCGUGAGCCCGCCUGCCCCACAGAGCAUUCUGCGCCGUGGGAGUAGGACCGGCACGCCCGGCGAGCGAGCUUUGUCCCGGCUCUGUCCCGAUCCCGCUCCUUGCUCUCGUUUCUCCUCGCCGGCCCUCUGCCCCGCGAUGCCUCCCAACCUCACUGGCUACUACCGCUUCGUCUCUCAGGAGAACUUGGAGAAUUACCUGCGCGCUUUAGAUAUCAACGUGGUCCUGCGGAAACUGGUUUGCCUCCUGCAACCCGACAAGGAGAUCAUCCACACAGGAGAUCAUAUGGUCAUCCGCACCAUCACCUCUCUGCGGGACUAUGUGAUGGAUUUUGACCUGGGAGUCCAGUUUGAGGAAAACCUGGAGCCUGUGGACGGGCGGAAGUGCCAGACAACUGUCUCCUGGGAGGGAGAUCAGCUGGUGUGUGAGCAGCUCGGAGAGAAGAGGAACCGAGGCUGGAGGCACUGGCUGGAGGGGGACCGGCUGCAUCUGCGCAUGACUGUGGAAGAUGAGGUCUGUGUGCAGGUUUUCCAGAAAGUGAAGUGAGCGCCCUUCCUGCAAGAAUGCCUGGAGGGAGCCCACUGCCAGCUGCCCCGGAUUAAAAGCAAGCAGGAGCCGAAGGCGCUGAGCCCA
Messenger RNA from Pogoniulus pusillus (Red-fronted tinkerbird), 1083 nucleotides. RefSeq names its product retinol binding protein 5 (gene RBP5). Gene Ontology annotation, molecular function: fatty acid binding. The record is from RefSeq and is a predicted model, not a curated record. Bases 589 to 996 code for a protein of 135 amino acids. The transcript has 4 exons. Lineage: Eukaryota; Metazoa; Chordata; Aves; Piciformes; Lybiidae. Gene Ontology annotation, cellular component: nucleus; cytosol. Gene Ontology annotation, biological process: fatty acid transport.